Messenger RNA from Drosophila miranda, 7575 nucleotides. RefSeq lists its product as uncharacterized. Gene Ontology annotation, biological process: DNA integration; proteolysis. The coding region runs from base 70 to 5034 and encodes 1654 amino acids. NCBI's taxonomy places the organism in Eukaryota, Metazoa, Arthropoda, Insecta, Diptera, Drosophilidae. The transcript has 2 exons. Gene Ontology annotation, molecular function: nucleic acid binding; zinc ion binding; aspartic-type endopeptidase activity. The record is from RefSeq and is a predicted model, not a curated record.
AGGAAGCAGAAACCAGAAUAUUUUAAAUCCCGCAUUGAGAACAUAUCAAAGCUCUGGGACGCAUUUUCAAUGGAGGAAUGUAAUAUCAAAAAAAUAACUCAAAACUCAAAAAUUGAGCACAGUUAUUUCUCUAACGAAUAUUUCAAACACACAAAAGAGUUGGUCGUCAGAUAUAAAGACGAAUUUACAAAGCAGUUAGCUGCACUAGAAAUGGAUAUAGAUACAGGAUCCAUUACAUCUAUGGAGAGUGAGCCUGAAAUAGAGCCCAUGAUCCGAGAACAAAAGGUGCUGUUUGAAAGUCUAGAGCGCAUCAUGAACAGAAUGACGAAUGAGACGCGAAAGGACUUCAAACCAAUAAUAAUCAAAUAUUGGGAUGAGAUUAGAGCGAUCCAUAUUCAAAUUUAUAAAAAAUGCAUUGAUCCUGUGAAAAUGGGAUAUAACAUUAACAAUUACAUUGCAGCUGAAGAUGCAGUAUUAACAGUCCAAACAAUGACUGAAGCAGACGCUGUUCAACAAAUUAUCGCUGCUCCACAUAUGCAUAAUACAUUACCCCUGCCUAAGGUUGCUAUCCCUAAAUUUGAUGGUGACUACUUAAAAUGGCAACAAUUUCAUGACAUUUUUAAGCAAAUGAUUCAUGAAGCAUCGGUACCCGUCAUUCAGAAGAUGUGGUAUUUAAAAACCAAUGUUACGGGAGAAGCGGAAAAUUUAAUACGCCAUCUUUCGCUAACAGAAAAUAAUUACACAACGGCAUGGAACAUGCUUCAAGAGCGUUUCAGCAACAAAAGAGUGCUUAGUAACGCAUUAAUUCAAAAAUUAUUGGAUCAACCAAGCACUUCCAAUGAUGCAAAGUCCAUUAAGGCUUUGCACGAUAAUGUAAAGGAAACAUUAUUAGCACUCAAUAACAUAAAUAUAGAGACAGCUGGAUGGGAUCCGAUUCUUCUAUGUAUUUUGACAAAAAAGUUAGAUCGUCAGACUCACACUUUGUAUGAACAAUCCAUACAAAGUACAAAGAAAUUACAGCCUUUGAGCGAAUUAAUGAAAUUUCUCGAACAAAGGUUCCUUACCUUGGAAGCCAUUGGAUGGGAAAAAACAAAGAAACCCAUCACAUGUGCCUCAGCAGGAACUGAAAGUCAGUAUGUCUGCUAUUUUUGUGAAAAGCCAAAUCACGCUAUUUACAAAUGCACGCAGUUUUUAAAAAAAACUGUCGCAGAGAGGUUAAAUUGGGUUCAAAAGAACCAACUUUGCGUCAAAUGUUUCAAACGCGAUCACACUGCAAAGAAUUGCCAAAGAAGAGAUUGUGUUAAGUGCAAUAAAGGACACAACACUCUACUACAUUUGGAAAUCAAGUCUGAAGCCAAAACUGCAGCAUCAGCAAAUAGUAGUCAAAACACUUAUGUAUUACUAGCUACUGCUCUUGUUACAAUAAAAGGCAACAAUGGACAAAUGGGUGAAUUUAGAGCCCUACUUGAUUCAGGCUCUCAAGUCAAUGUGAUUUCUGAAAGAGCAUUGAAAAUAUUAGAUCUGAAAGUCACAAAAUCAGAACUACAAAUAAAUGGAAUUGGCGGACGAACACAAACGUCAAAAGCAAGAGUCAAUGUUAUGCUUACUUCACAAGAUAACAAGUUUAAUACAAGACUAGAAGCAAUAGUAUUGACACACAUAGUGGCAGAUCAACCAGCACAGUCAAUUGAUACGUCUCGUUGGAAGCUUCCGAAAAAUAUCACUUUGGCGGAUCCCAACUUUGACAAGACUGGAAGAAUAGACAUACUAUUGGGAGCAGAACAUUACUUCGAAAUCAUGCAAGACAAGCAUGUAUCAAUUGGAAAAGGAUUACCCAGGCUACAGGAAACGAAACUAGGCUGGAUAGUGGCUGGCAAGCUAAGACAGGAGUCAAAGAGCCAAAGCACGUGUGCAGUUUUGACUGAGGAGGACAAGGUGGAUCAGCAAAUCUCCAAGUUUUGGGAAUUGGAUUCAUUCCCGAGCAACACACCAUGCUUAUCCCCUCUAGAGAAGCGAUGUGAGCAAUAUUUUUCUCAAAAUAUUCAAAUGGCAUGUGACAAGAAAUUCAUUGUCAGACUUCCAUUUUUGGAAGAUGCUUCUUCCCUAGGGGAGAGCCGUGAUUUGGCUACACGUCGACUUUUUUGCCUGGAAAAACGACUGUCACGAGAUCCGGAAACCAAGGCAAGCUAUGUGCAAUUCAUGAAAGAAUAUGAGGCACUUGGGCAUAUGAAGGAAAUGCACACUAAGGAAAUAGCACGAUCACGUUAUUUUAUUCCACAUCACUGUGUGAUGAAACCUGACAGCUCUACAACAAAAUUGAGAGUUGUCUUUGAUGCUUCUGCUGUUACGUCGUCCGGCAAAUCACUCAACGAUUUGAUGCAUAAAGGUCCGACUGUGCAAAGUUCGAUAUUUUCAAUAUUGCUUCGAUUCCGGAUGCACAAAUAUGUAUUUACGGCAGACAUCGAAAAAAUGUAUCGUCAGAUCUGGGUCAAUCCUGAGGACCAGUACUAUCAAACAAUUGUAUGGCGAAAUGAUCCAUCAGAAGAUCUGAGAUAUUACAGACUCAAAACUGUAACAUACGGAACUAAGGCAGCUCCAUAUUUAGCCACAAAAUGCCUACAAUAUCUUGCUCAAAAGGGCAAGAGAGAAUACCCGGCUGGAGCUGAUGCACUAGAAAAGGAUUUCUAUGUGGAUGAUUGCUUAACAGGAGCAGAUUCCAUACCAGAGGCCCUCCAGAAACAGAAGGAACUUAACCAACUCCUACAAAAUUCUGGAUUUAAGCUGAGAAAAUGGUGCACAAACAACGUGCACAUACUACAGAACAUUCCGAAGGAAGACAUGAUUCCAAAUGUACAACUGGAGGAUACCACUUAUGAAGACUGCAGCGUGAAGACCCUGGGAAUAACGUGGAUGCCUAAAUCCGACCAUUUCUGUGGAAAAACGGAGAUUGCCACUAAGGAAACAAUAUCCAGAAGAGAUGUCGUAUCCGAAAUUUUUAGGAUCUUCGAUCCGCUUGGAUUGUUUUCACCUGUUGUGAUGAAAGCAAAAAUCUUUAUGCAGCAUCUCACAAAGGAAGGUUUUGACUACAAAGAAGCGCUUCCACUUCAUCUCCAGGAGGAAUGGAAAAGGUACAGGGAGGAGUUAAAAUUAUUAAACUCCAUACAAGUACCACGUCAUAUAUUCCAAGGACAAAGUCCGAUAUCAUCAGAGAUACAUACCUUUGUUGACGCAUCGGAGAAAGCAUUUGGAGCUGCAGUAUAUAUCCGAGCAAUACAUAAGGAUAAGCGGGCAACGAUUCAAUUGCUAUGUGCCAAAUCACAUUUAGCGCCCAUCAAUGCAUUAACAUUACCCCGUUUGGAACUAAAAGCGGCGGUGUUAGGUGCUCAAUUGACAGCAAAAGUAAAGGAAGAGUUAUCAAUGGAAGAUGCAUCAACCUUCUUUUGGUCUGACUCAAGGAUCGUAUUAUCAUGGAUUAACUGCUCGUCAUCCAUCCGAGACAAAUUCGUAGCUACAAGAAUAGCUACGAUUCAAGAAUUGACGAUACAAAGACAGUGGAGGCAUGUCUCAUCCGAAAAUAAUGCAGCAGAUGUACUCUCCAGAGGAAUGACGGCGACGAAGUUCAUAAAACAUAGCAUGUGGUUUUAUGGACCACUAUUUUUACACGGCCCAACAUCUACAUGGCCACCACCAUUUGUGGCUACAAAAGAGGAGUUGAUCAGUGCAAAUCCCCAAAAGAUUGGUCAGUCAUCAAUUAUGACUAUCACUCAGGAGGAUGACCUAAUCUACAAAAUAAAGCACAACAACUCAUACAACAAGCUAUUGAGAAUAGUAGCUUACAUGAUGCGUUUUCGAGGAAAGAAAACGCACACAAGCAAGACUGUCCAAGUCAAUGAGAUGAAAGAAGCUCAGAAAAUUGUCAUUCGUUACAUACAACAGAAUGACUUCAAAGAAGACAUACGUCAUUUAACAAAACAUAAGGAAACACAAAAGGGAAGUUCGAUUAACUCUCUAACACCAUUCAUGGAUCAGGAGGGAAUCUUACGAGUAGGUGGUCGACUGGAAGCGGCAAACAUUUCAUUUGACGCCAAACACCCAAUGCUCCUGCCCUACAACGAUCCAAUUGUGAAGUUGAUCCUUGGUAAGAUACACAAGGAAAACAUGCAUUGCGGCCCCCAGGCAUUGCUGACAGCAUCACGACAACAGUACUGGAUACUCAAAGGAAAAAACAUGGCCAGAAGUAUUGUGCAGAACUGCGUGAAAUGCACUAGAGCCAAGCCUAAGCUACUAGAACAAAUCAUGGGAAAUCUGCCACCUCUUCGAGUCACCCAAGCACGGCCAUUCCUCAAUUCUGGUGUUGACUACUGUGGACCAUUCAAAAUCCACUAUAAAAUUCGAGGAAAGAAGCCUAAUACAGCGUACAUAGCUAUAUUUUGUUGUUUCGCGACUAAAGCAGUACAUCUGGAGCUUGUCAGUGAUCUCACCACAGAAGCAUUUUUAGCGGCACUUCGGCGGUUCAUCUCUCGUCGAGGAAAAUGUCAAGUGCUCCAUUGCGACAAUGCUACGAAUUUCGUAGGAGCCAGGAACAAACUUCAAGAAUUAGAAGAAGCCAUAUUCUCGGAAAAGGCAAAAGAACAUAUUGUACAAGAGUGCAACAACAAAGGGGUACAGUUUAAAUUUAUACCUCCUCGCGCACCACACUUCGGCGGCUUAUGGGAAGCUGCAGUAAAAUCUGCCAAACAUCUCCUCUUAAAAAAUGUGACGACGGCAAAUCUAACUUAUGAGGAGUUAGAAACGGUUAUAGUCGAAAUAGAGGCCAUACUAAACUCUCGACCAUUAACACCGAUAUCUGACAACCCAAACGACGUAACAGCACUAACGCCAGGGCAUUUCCUGAUAGGAGAGCCGUUAACCGCACAAGCUGACAGUGAGCCAUCCCAGCAGCCAAAGACGCUAGGAAAUCGAUGGCAAGCAGUGUCAAAGUUGAAGCACUCAUUCUGGACACAAUGGUCCAAUGAAUAUCUUCAGCAGUUGUAACAGCGUCAAAAGUGGAGGAAGUCUUCGGCUAACAUUAAGGAAGGAACAUUAGUAAUACUAAAGGAAGACAAUACACCAGUAUUACAAUGGCCACUAGGAAGAAUCAUUCGAUUGUUUCAUGGCAAGGACAAUUUUGUACGAGUGGUGGAAGUAAAAACGGCAAAGGGGAUUUUCAAACGAGAGAUCCAACAUGUAGCUCCACUAUUCAACGAAGAGGAACCCACACAUAAAAAUCCGAUAGAUGAUCCAUCAGAAAACGAAGAAUCAUCCGAGGACAGACAGCCUAGGAAAAGGACACAGCCGAAUAAAUUGUCGUUAACCAUGACAAUGCUUGUAAUGUUGUUGCUGGUACCGUUAGCGAUGGCACAGUCAAUCAACAUAACCCAGUUUGGAUCAAAACCGGGUAUAUACUUUGAAAGAGUAGGAACCAGCCAACUUGCGACAACUGAUUGGACCAUCAUUGUCUAUUACAAUUUAAAGCCCUAUUGGAAAGACAUGAACACAUUCACCAUGGGGACUACAAAAAUUGGACAUCUAUGCACACAACUUCAACUAGUAGACGCAUGCACCAGUAUGUAUCAGCACUUCAAACAUAUAGAAGAGGACCUGCAAGCUGAAAAUACACUAAUAGCAAGAACACGGAGGCAAAGGGCACCGCUGGACAUCAUUGGAAACAUCGCAAGCAGUCUAUUUGGCGUAUUAGAUUCAACAUAUGCCCGAGAAAUGUCGGAAACUAUAGCAAAGGUUAAGGAUAACGAAGAUCACCUAUUAACCUUGCUUAAAAAUCAAACAUCAUUGAUUGACUCUACAAUCAAUGUGAUAAAACGGGAUGAAAUCUCAAAUUCCAAACGAUUAAGUCGAAUUGAGGAUUUCAUCACCGAGUCAAAGGGAAGGGCUGAUCAUUUUAGCGCUUUUCAAUGGUACACUACGUUGUCUACUCAGUUGACUCUAUUAUCUGCAAAUCUUCAACGAAUGCAAGCAGAGAUCAUCAAUGUCCUGACAGAUAUCCGACACAAUACAAUUAGCCCUAUGCUAAUAUCCCCCCGACAACUUAAGGAACAACUGGAGCAGAUACGGGAUCAUUUAAGGCCAGGACAAGCACUUCCAGUAACUCCCGACAAUAUGCUCAUGGUGUACCAGAUGAUGAAAGCAGAAGGCACUAUAAUAGAGGAUCAUGCAAUUAUCAAGGUUACAUUUCCAUUAGUCUCAAUAAACGAACUGGAAAUAUACAAAUUGACAGCGAUUCCGGUGCCAAAUAAAAAUGGGAUAAGCAUGUUUGAAAUAAAAACACCAUAUAUGGCAAUCAAUAGUCACCGAGACGAAUUCGUUGAACUAUCAGAGACUGAAUUCAAAAACUGUCAUCAAAGAGCAAACAAUGACUUUGUUUGCUAUAAUAAACAAACAAUGUUCUCAGCCGAAACAAGUUGUGAAUUACAAAUGUUUCACAACAAAACGGACUCUUCAUGUCACCUAGUCAACACAAAAAAAUCAUUUUUAUGGUUGAGCAUGCAUAAAAGAAAUCGAUGGAUUUUUGCAACAAAGUCAUCAUUAAAGCUAUCAGCGGUAUGUGCAGAUGGCAUUUCGGAUAUUAAGCUACAACACUCAGGAAUAUUGAUCGCCGAACCUGGAUGCAUCAUUCGGAAUUCGCUAAUGACUGUCACAAGUCAGAGCACAUUGGAAACUACUCUGCAGUUAUCAUACGCUCGGUUUGGAGAUAGUGAUCUCAACGAAACAUCAACUGAACGUUCUACAAAGAAGGUUUCAAGGAACAAUGAAAAACUGAACUACGAGGAGCUGUAUCAAAUGGAAACGAAUCUGCUACCACCUAAAGGUUUCAAGUUACCCCACAAUCUUGAAACCAUUGAUCAUCAUCAUAUUGCCAUCUACAUUGCACUGCUCUUCAUCAUGAUCAUUGUAAUGAUUCAUCUGGUUAAAAGGUGGUACACAACAAGACUCCCUUCUCAGCAGAGACAUACACUUAGCUCAUCAGCUAGUGAAGAAAACGCACCAAGGCAUCCGUUCACAAUCAAUAUUGAUGAUGGUUGAGCAUACUAUGUUCAACGGCCGGGAGGAUGUACGAUUUCAACGAAAGUACAAAAUUGUACGAUUAGACCUAGACAAAUAGCUAACCAUAAAUAGGUUAAGAUUUCCCAGCCACCUAAAGAAAUAAACGAUAAUAUGCUCUAAAUAUAAAUAUGUGACAUGCACUACUGACCUAAAUAAAUAUACAACGGACAGCUGCAUGCAUUUGUGUACAUACACUGUUAAGAUAUUUACGGCACUAUCAUAAAACACAUUCUGGAUUACCUGCAUGUGGUCAAAUCACACACCAUCUGCAUGAUAACCAUUGUGACCGUCAUAAAUAUGACCCUUGGAAUAUUCCACUGUUGGAUUUGUAGUAAUUGCUUAGUCCUAAAUAGAGAUAACACAUUUCCCUAGCAAUAUGAUACUCAGAGCUAAUUAAACAUACCUAAGAUCCUAAGUAAACAAUCAUACUCAUAGAAAUUGUAUAUAAACCUUGCAUUUUACCAAAUAAAAUCA